This is a messenger RNA of Salvia hispanica, 1352 nucleotides long. NCBI's taxonomy places the organism in Eukaryota, Viridiplantae, Streptophyta, Magnoliopsida, Lamiales, Lamiaceae. The record is from RefSeq and is a predicted model, not a curated record.
AAUCCCACCGCCUCAAACUCCUCUCUCACAUUGCUCCAUCAAUUUCAAUUCUAGACAAGUAUGAGUGAAUUCGUGCAUGAAGAAUCGAUGCUGCUGCGCACGGAGCCCUCCUUCUGCAUAUACACUGACGGCGAGUUCGGCCAACAUGUCGGAAAUGUGGAGGCGGUGAGAGAGAAGAUUGAGAGUACUGCUACGAUUGGGGAAAACGUGGAUGCUGAGUUCAGUUUUGGGGAAAAUGGGAUGAGAGUGAUUCAAGAAGUUGAGUAUGAAGACGAAGAAGAGGAGGGAAAGGCACCGAGUGGAUUAAAAAAUCUCAAGAUUGAAACCAGAGGAGACCAAACUAGCCCUCCUAUUUUUCUGGUGGAAGGGGCCGAUGCGGCCGCUCUCCCAAAGUGGAGAAAUCAUGCUGAAUAUUUGGAGUCCACUGGAGACCUAUGUGGUGCUGAGGAAUACUAUUUCCGAGCUACAGAGGCGGAUCCUGAAGAUGGUGAACUGCUGUCUCAAUAUGCCAAGUUGGUAUGGCAGCUCCGUGGUGACCAAGCUAAAGCCUUACGUUAUUUUGAAAAAGCAGUUGAGGCUGCUCCCGCGAAUAGUGAUGUCCUUGCUGCAUAUGCAAGUUUCUUGUGGAAUGUAGGAGAAAGUGAGGGGGAAGAGCAUUUGGCUGAUGACACCCAGAAAUGGCAGGUCAAUGAGAAUCUUGUUAUGGUGGAUUCAUUUGGAGGAGAUUUUAUUGAAGAAAUGAGGCCAUCUAGCCCUACUUUGCAUCUUGCCAUGGGGCUUGGGCUCGACGGUGCAUUUGGCACUACACACUCAAACUUAGGUGAAACUGCUAAUGCUGAUGAAUACUACAGGAGGAUGGUCGAGGAAAGUCCUCACAACGUUAGUUUUCUGAAAGAUUAUGCUCUUUUCUUGCAUCAGAAGAAUGGAGAUCUUGAGGGAGCCGAAGAAUAUUAUUUACGAGGAAUACAAGAAGAACCCCGUGAUGGACAGCUGCUUUCUCUGUAUGCCAGUAUAGUGUGGCAGCUUCAUCACGACAAAGACAGAGCUGCACCUUUUUUUGAACGGGCAGUUGAAGCAUCUCCAAUGGAUAGCGAAGUGCUGGCUGCAUAUGCUAAAUUUCUAUGGGAAACAGAGGGGUGAAGAAGCUAUCAUUGACGAAGCACAGAUGAGCAGCAACUGACUGGUGGCAUACAUAGAACUGAGCUAGAUGCUUUAACAAUUCAAGAAUGCAUUUAGUAGGCAUGCUAGCUCUCCAGUUGUAAUUUGAUGAAAAUACAAGGAAUUGUAUUAGUAACAUUUACAUGAAUUGAUUCCUGCACCACACGACGUUAAUGACUUGGAUAAUUUGUGAU